AUGCAUGCCGUAAAGCCGUCCUCGUUUUGCCGUAGCUGUACGGCCAAUCUGCGGCGCACUAGCCACCGACCGCGUGCUGCAGUUCGGGCAGGGUCAUCCCUUGCCAGUCCCAAGGCCAACAAUUUCGCUCAGUAUUUCUUUCACAACGACAGAUGGGGCCCUCUUCACCGUUCUCAUUACCAGGAUGCCUCGCCUUCUACUCCAAUUUCACAGGCAUUAACUCCCCAAUCCUCCACCAUCCGAGCUUUCAAGGUUUCCGAGACUCUCACACCCCGACGCCUUCUGCGCAUAUAUGCGGAAUUGUCUAAAUCGCGUCUAACCGUGCUCGUCGUGCUCACUGCAAUGGCCGGCGUGGCAUUGUCGCCCCUACCCACCUCUCUGCCAGUCCUUCUCUCCACCGCAGCCGGCACCGCCCUAUGUUCAGCCUCUGCAAAUGCGCUGAACCAGCUGCAAGAGGUGCCGUUCGACGCUCAGAUGGCUCGCACCCGUAUGAGACCGCUCGUCCGACGAGCGAUUAGCCCUCUCCAUGCAGCCGGCUUCGCUGUCGUGACCGGGGUUGCAGGGCCAGCUGUUCUCUGGACCAUGGUCAAUCCCAUCACUGCAUUUCUCGGUGCCGCUAACAUUGCCCUCUAUGCUGGGGCGUACACCUGGCUCAAGCGCAGGAAUGUCUUCAGCACUUGGGUGGGAGCGGUGGUUGGCGCUUUGCCGCCGUUGAUGGGUUGGACAGCUUGUGGGGGACAGCUCCUGCCGUCAUCCUCCUAUCCCAUCCAAUUAUUCCUCCCGUCCUUCCUUUCGACGACCACGCUUGACCUACAUCUCAUCGACAACCCACUCGCGCCUUUGGCACUCUUUAUGCUGCUAUACAGCUGGCAAUUUCCUCAUUUUAAUUCGUUGUCGCAUCUUGUACGAGAAUCGUACGCGCAGGCCGGUUAUCGUAUGCUAUCCGUCGUCUCACCUGCCAAAAAUGCCCUGGUUUCUCUCCGCCACACACUCCUACUCAUUCCAGUGUGUUCAGUCCUCGUGCCUAUUUCCGGGCUCACCACCUGGGCAUUCGCAAUCGCCAGCGUCAUCCCCAAUGCUAUCUGGGCAGAGGCCGCAUGGAGGUUCUGGCGCAGUGGUAGCGAGAAACAUGCGCGGAAAGUGUUUCAACACAGUCUGUGGUAUCUCCCGGUCAUGCUUGGUCUGAUGAUGUUCUGCAAGCGAGGAAUGGACUGGGGAUCAUGGAUUGGAGUCCGAGCGGAAGAACACGAAGAGGAUGUACGUGAAUGA
Messenger RNA from Sparassis crispa, 1269 nucleotides. RefSeq names its product Protoheme IX farnesyltransferase, mitochondrial. The transcript has a single exon. The record is from RefSeq and is a predicted model, not a curated record. Lineage: Eukaryota; Fungi; Basidiomycota; Agaricomycetes; Polyporales; Sparassidaceae. Gene Ontology annotation, biological process: heme biosynthetic process. Gene Ontology annotation, cellular component: mitochondrial membrane; mitochondrion. Gene Ontology annotation, molecular function: protoheme IX farnesyltransferase activity. The coding region runs from base 1 to 1269 and encodes 422 amino acids.